AUGCCACACCCUGAUGAUGUUCAGUCCAAUCUCAACUUGCAAUUCGAAAAAAUGGAUGAGAUGUAUGCUAAUGAUGAUUUGAGAGUGUUUGGUCGUGAUACAAGUCGAAUUUUUAAAGAAGUCGAUGUGAUUCGACGAAAGCAGAUUGAACUAGCAACUGAACAUAUCAGUCUGGAGUCCAUUGAUGAUAUGUCACUGCCAGUGAUACAAACAUCAGGUGAUGUAGAAGAUGAAUACAAGCGAAAUCUCGUUUAUUUCAACAAGAAAGAGAUGGCAUUGAAGAGUCUGAUGAACAAGCUGGAUACACUGGGGCAGAUCAUGAACGAUUUUCGAGAGAGAUCCGACUUGAAUCCACAUACAAUGAGCCAUAUCCGAGAGGCGACGACAGCACCCACGUCUGCAACGCACAUGAGAAACAUGUCUGCUGCAAAUGCAUUGAAAAACGAAUACUAUUCCCAAAGAGCACAAGCAUCGUCGUCAUCAGCAUCAACGGCUGCUGCACAAAAUACCAAUGAUCAUCACAUCAAGUCUAGUAAUCCAAGAGAAUCGAUCUCUGUUUUAUCUUUUGAUCAAAGUCAAGUUUUGCAGAAAUAA
This is a messenger RNA of Mucor velutinosus, 594 nucleotides long. RefSeq lists its product as uncharacterized. NCBI's taxonomy places the organism in Eukaryota, Fungi, Mucoromycota, Mucoromycetes, Mucorales, Mucoraceae. The coding region runs from base 1 to 594 and encodes 197 amino acids. The record is from RefSeq and is a predicted model, not a curated record. The transcript is spliced from 4 exons.